Molecule: messenger RNA, 183 nt
Organism: Brachypodium distachyon (stiff brome)
Lineage: Eukaryota; Viridiplantae; Streptophyta; Magnoliopsida; Poales; Poaceae
Source: the annotation of a RefSeq genome assembly
AUGCCUAAUAUACUUAGUUUAACCUGUAUCUGUUUUAAUUGUGUUCUUUAUCCGACUAGUUUUUUCUUGCUAACUACCCGAAGCUUAUGCCAUUUUCACCCAAUCGUGGAUUUUAUGCCUGUCAUACCUCUAUUCUUUUUUCUAUUAGCCUUUGUUUGGCAAGCUGCUGUAAGUUUUCGAUGA